CCUAUCGACAGGCGGCGCCAGAUAAAUAGAACUGACAACUGGAAAAGAAAGAGGAGGAAACUUGAAUUGUGAUGUGCUGUUCAAUAACACUUGGCAAGAUGUCGGGCCACGAUCAGCUGGUUCACUGUUUGUGUGAAUUAACAAGGUUGCUGUGGAAGCUGCUGCUGCCCCUGGUGUUUCUGUGUGUGCUGCUGGUCGCUGUCCUGAUCCUGCUGGUGCUGGCAGUGCGUCUCUGGCUUCAGAGCAGCAGGAAUGCUCGGCGGGCGAGGGACGGCCGUCCCACAGUGGCUUUCUUCCACCCCUACUGUAAUGCUGGAGGUGGGGGGGAGAGGGUGCUCUGGUGUGCGAUCAGGGCUCUGCAGAACAGGUACGUGGACAUCAACUUUGUGGUGUACACAGGGGACCUUGGUGUGACGGGCCAGCAGAUUCUGGACGGGGCACGUCGUCGUUUCAACAUCGUCCUCCCACGGCCGGUUCAGUUUGUGUUCCUGAGGCACCGGCUGCUCGUGGAGCCCGGCCUGUUUCCUCACUUCACCCUGCUGGGACAGAGCGUGGGCUCCAUCUUCCUGGGAUGGGAGGCACUGACGGAGUUUGUCCCGGACAUUUACAUCGACUCCAUGGGCUACGCCUUCACUCUGCCGCUUUUCCGCUACUUGGGAGGCUGCAGUGUGGGGAGUUACGUUCACUACCCCACCAUCAGCACAGAUAUGCUGUCUGUAGUGAGGGAGAGGAACCCCAGGUUCAACAACCCAGACUACAUCUCAAACAGUCUUUUCCUGAGUGCCUUCAAGGUGGUCUACUACUGCCUGUUUGCCCUGCUCUACGGCAUGGCCGGCUCCUGCAGCGACCUCAUCAUGGUCAACUCCUCCUGGACUCUCGAUCAUAUCCUGUCACUGUGGCGUGCUCCCAACCGCACCAGCGUGGUCUACCCACCGUGCGACGUUGGCGCGUUCCUGGACAUCCCGCUGGAGGGGGACGGGGACAAGAAGUGUCACUCGAUUGUUUCCAUCGGGCAGUUCAGGCCGGAGAAGGACCACCGGCUGCAGAUUCGAGCUUUCAAAAAGGUGUUAGACAGGAGGAGGGAGGGGCCUGGGGGCAGGGAGGCGCUGAAGCUGGUCCUGAUCGGUGGGUGCAGGAACCAGGAAGACGAGGAUAGGGUGCUCAUGUUGAGGGGGCUGUGCCAGGAGCUGGAUGUGGCUGACAGGGUGGAGUUUAAACUGAACGUACCCUUCGAGGAGCUGAAGAGAGAGAUGGGAGAAGCCACCAUCGGACUGCACACUAUGUGGAACGAACAUUUUGGAAUAGGUGUUGUGGAGUGUAUGGCAGCAGGUAAGGUCAUUCUGGCACACAAGUCUGGCGGUCCCAAGCUGGACAUCGUGGUACCUUUCGAGGGAGGCCAGACGGGCUUCCUGGCUGAGGACGAGGACGGUUACGCAGAGGCCAUAGACAGGAUCCUGGGGCUGCCGCCCGCCAGUCGGCUUCAGGUCAGGCGUAACGCACGCCAGUCCGUGGCUCGCUUCUCAGAUCAGGAGUUUGAAGCCUGCUUCCUCGCCGCCAUGGAGCCUCUGAUGGGAACACUUGAGCGAUGAGAAGAGGACUUAUUCUCUGUGUGUGUGUGUGUGUGUGUGUGUGUGUGUGUGUGUUCUAAGGCAUAGUGGAUGUCUGACACUUUGAGCACCUUUACUUUCAUGGUCUUAGGGCUGCAUUUACACUGUGAGACUGGUGACAAAAUUGGAUGCACAUCAGUCGCAUGCUCCAACAGAGGGUCGUUGAAAUUGUCAACACAUGCUGACACCAUUCAGAGCAUAGUGUUGUUGGAUUUGUCCUCAACGCAGAAAAGAGGCACAUUAGAGGUACAUAAUACCGAAUUAAAAAUUAAGUAUAGAUAAACUAAUUCUGUCUAAAAUGUAAAAUGUCUCAUGCCUGGUUAGAGUGAAUCCAACUGCAGAAAUUGUGUAGUUCUGUUCGAGUUGUGUAUGCAAAUACUAGAUUAUCCUGUGAUAACUGCAUUUUACAGGGCACAUUCUUUAAAUAUGGUGGUAACGGUGACUAAAGAUACUCAGUGGAAACAUAUUUAUUGUUUACAAGAGCAAGACUUCUCUUCAUGUCCAAUGUGAAGUAUUUUUAUAGUGUCGAUGAAUGUAAUAAAGAAGUGAUGGGAUUAAAGGGUUGUUGUUGUAAUGAUG
This is a messenger RNA of Scatophagus argus, 2186 nucleotides long. RefSeq names its product ALG11 alpha-1,2-mannosyltransferase (gene alg11). Gene Ontology annotation, molecular function: GDP-Man:Man(3)GlcNAc(2)-PP-Dol alpha-1,2-mannosyltransferase activity. The transcript is spliced from 5 exons. Gene Ontology annotation, biological process: protein N-linked glycosylation. Bases 72 to 1589 code for a protein of 505 amino acids. Gene Ontology annotation, cellular component: endoplasmic reticulum membrane. NCBI's taxonomy places the organism in Eukaryota, Metazoa, Chordata, Actinopteri, Scatophagidae. The record is from RefSeq and is a predicted model, not a curated record.